GAGCGCUGAGUCAAUGCAGCAAAAAAAGUCUGCGCUCAUUCCCAGCGUCCAUCCUCCUGAUCCCAGGUACAAGCGCAAAGAGAUGCAAUGGCUGCCCCGUCGCCAGCAAAGAGUAUUGGCGACCCAGGCAUCACGCCUCUCUCCCCAACAUACAUACUGAAGGAUUCAGAGCAGAACGAACCGGAACGUCACUCGUUCGUGGUGGUGGUGGCCAUCGACUUUGGCACCACGUCCAGCGGCUACGCCUAUGCGUUUACUACUGAGCCAGAAUGCAUCCACACCAUGAGGCGCUGGGAGGGUGGAGAUCCGGGAGUGUCCAAUCAGAAGACGCCGACCACUAUUUUGCUGAGCCCGGACAGGAAGUUCCACAGUUUCGGUUACGCGGCGAGAGAUUUCUACCACGACCUGGACCCCACCGAGUCGAAGCAGUGGCUCUACCUGGAGAAAUUUAAAAUGAAACUUCAUACGACUGCGAAUCUGUCCAUCGACACCGAACUCCACGCAGCCAAUGGGAAGAAAGUGAAGGCGCUGGAUAUAUUCGCCUACGCGCUGGCCUUCUUCAAGGAACAGGCUCUCAAAGAACUGAGUGACCAGGCGGGGAUAGAGUUCGAUAACGGCGACGUCAGAUGGGUCAUCACUGUCCCGGCUAUCUGGAAAAUGCCAGCAAAGCAGUUCAUGAGAGAGGCAGCGUAUAAGGCGGGUCUGGCUUCACGUGAAAACCCUGAUCAGCUGAUCAUCUCCCUGGAACCCGAGGCCGCCUCCAUCUAUUGCCGCAAGCUCCGCCUCCACCAGAUGAUCGACCUCGGCGACAAAGUGCCCGUCAACGGGUACAAGCCGACGGAGAACGUGGGCGCUGGGAUGACCCAAGCUAAGGAGCACGUGCGGCGCAAUCGGCAAAGCCGCACCUUUCUGGUGGAAAAUGUCGUAGGGGAGCUGUGGUCCGAACUCGGUGAAGGGGACCGGUAUGUCGUGGUGGACUGCGGAGGAGGUACGGUGGACCUGACGGUGCACCAGAUCCGCAUGCCUGAGGGACACCUGAAGGAACUCUACAAAGCUUCAGGGGGUCCUUACGGCUCGAUCGGAGUCGACUACGAGUUCGAGAAGCUGCUCUGUAAGAUCUUCGGCCAGGACUUCAUCGAUCAGUUCAAGAUCAAGCGUCCGGCUGCCUGGGUCGACCUGAUGAUCGCGUUCGAGUCGCGCAAGAGGGCGGCGGCCCCUGACCGCUCCAACCCGCUUAACAUCAACCUGCCCUUCUCCUUUAUCGACUACUAUAAGAAGUUCCGGGGCCACAGCGUGGAGCACGCUCUGCGCAAGAGCAACGUGGACUUUGUAAAGUGGUCCUCCCAGGGCAUGUUGAGGAUGAGUCCAGACGCCAUGAACGCGCUGUUCAAGUCCACCAUCGACCACAUCAUUCAGCACGUCAAGGAGCUGUUUGAUAAGCCUGAGGUGACAGACAUCAAGUUCCUGUUCCUGGUGGGCGGCUUCGCGGAGUCUCCGCUCCUCCAGAAAGCCGUGCAGGACAUGCUGCAGGGCCGGAGCCGGGUCAUCAUCCCGCACGACGUGGGCCUGACCAUCCUGAAGGGCGCCGUCCUGUUCGGCCUGGACCCGAGCGUGAUCAGGGUGCGCAGGUCGCCGCUCACCUACGGCGUGGGCGUGCUGAACCGCUACGUGGAGGGCAAGCACCCGCCCGAGAAGCUGCUGGUGCGCGACGGGACGCGCUGGUGCACCGACGUCUUCGACACCUUCAUCUCGGCCGACCAGUCGGUGGCCCUGGGCGAGACGGUGAAGCGCAGCUACACGCCGGCCAAGCCCUCGCAGCAGAUCAUCGUCAUCCACGUGUACUGCUCGGAGAAGGAGCACGUCGGCUUCAUCUCGGACGCCGGGGUACGGAAGUGCGGCACGCUGCGCCUGGACGUCAGCGGCACGGAGAGCCCCGGGCCGGGAGUGCGCCGCGAGAUCCAGACGCUCAUGCAGUUCGGAGACACCGAGAUCCGCGCCAUGGCCAUCGACGUGGCAACCAACCGCACCGUCAAGGCUAGCAUCGACUUCCUCGGCCAAUGAGAGACGAUAGAUGAUAGAUCGAACGUAGCGAGAGGGAAGCGUACCAUAAGUAAAGCGGCUCCUUUUCGGGAGAUCUACUUCCUUUUAAAUGUGAAAACACCCAAUCCCGCAAAUCCAGGCCUUCUGCAGGUACUGCGAAAUUGUAUUAUAAUGUUAUUAUAUUAUGCUGGAAAGUGGAUUUCCAGGAAGAGGGCUGGCUUUACUGGCUUUC
Messenger RNA from Trichomycterus rosablanca, 2272 nucleotides. RefSeq names its product heat shock protein 12A (gene hspa12a). The coding region runs from base 88 to 2061 and encodes 657 amino acids. The transcript is spliced from 12 exons. Lineage: Eukaryota; Metazoa; Chordata; Actinopteri; Siluriformes; Trichomycteridae. The record is from RefSeq and is a predicted model, not a curated record.